This is a messenger RNA of Paramecium pentaurelia, 914 nucleotides long. Lineage: Eukaryota; Ciliophora; Oligohymenophorea; Peniculida; Parameciidae. The record is from the annotation of a GenBank genome assembly.
AAUGGGAAAUAAGGAAGGAAUGUGUUGUCUUUCAAGAGAGAGGGAGAAUCAUGUUUUGAAUAAUGAAUUAGUUAUAUUUAGGGAAUAUAUGAAUGUGAAAAUAACAGUUAAAUUGGGUGAUAUCUAGAAAGAAUCUGGAGAAAGUGUUAGUAUGUUUCUGGUUUAUUAAUAAAGUUUGUUUAUAUACAAAUCCAGAUAAAAUACCGUUAUAACAAAAUAUCAUACAAUAGAUUUAUGACAAUUUAAGUAGAAGUAUAAAUUAUACUAAUCUUUUAGUUUAGUAUGAAUAAGUGUAUAGUCAAAAUUUAGAAAUGAGUAAUUAUAAGUGUAUAACAUAUUAUAGAGUAAGAGUUUUUGAAGUAUUAUUAUAAACAAAUAUAUUUAGUCAGAAAAAGAUUUAUUCCAAUAUUAUAACGGAUUUAGAGAGUGGUAAAUAAAGUUUAAGUAUUUUUUUUAGUUUAUAAUAAUUGAAUGAUGAAGAAUAUAAAGAUAUUCUUAUAUGUGAUUGUCCAAUCAAAUAAAGUAGAGCAUUUAGUUCAGAAGUAUUGGUUAGAUCAGUGAUUGAGUAAUUAAUAAUUUAAUAAUGUGUAGUUUUAUUGAUGAAUCAAAAAACAGAUUGAAUAUUAAAAGUAUAACUAUGAUGAAUUAUGAUAAAAAGAGUGUAAUCUAUGAUAAUUAAUAAAGAGUCUCGUUUUUUGAAAUAUGAACUCAUUAAAUAAAUAGAAGAAUCCAAAGAACCAAUAUUAAGAAAAGAGAGAUAGAAUAAAUUUAUGAAAUUUAUUACUUCUACUAAGAGUGUUACAUCUGAUAUGGGAAGAUAAAAUAAAUGUGAUUUCAGUUUGAAAGACUUUGAUCUAGGAGAUGAAUCCAAAUUGAUUCAAGCAUUAAAAUAAAAUGAAAUAGAAGAAUAAUGA